Molecule: messenger RNA, 627 nt
Organism: Miscanthus lutarioriparius
Lineage: Eukaryota; Viridiplantae; Streptophyta; Magnoliopsida; Poales; Poaceae
Source: the annotation of a GenBank genome assembly
AUGGGCACCCUGAGCAAGCGGAACGGGCCCGGGCAUCUGGGUUGUUUCUUGCUCGGGGCUCUCCUGCCCACUGCCUUCCUGCUCUUCGUGGACUCCGACAGGGCUGGAGCGCUCUUGUCGAGCAUGUCGAGCUUGGGGUUGGGGAAUGGGCUGCGUAGCAACCUCACAAGCCACGGCGGUUCAGCGCCUGCCGGUGCCGGAGAAGACGACCAGGUCAUGUUCAAGGGCCUAGCCGAGCUGCUACCGAGGGUUGCCAUGGACGACAGGACGGUGAUCAUCACGUCUGUGAACGACGCAUGGGCGCAGCCGGGCUCCCUGCUGGACCUCUACCUCGACAGCUUCAAGAACGGCGAGGACACCGCGCACCUCCUCAACCACCUCGUCGUGGUCGCCCUCGACGCCCGCGGGUUCGACCGCUGCAAGGCCGUGCACCCUCACUGCUACCACCUCAACGCCACGUCCGUGGACAUGAGCUCCGCCAAGCGGUUCAUGAGCCCGGACUACCUGGAGCUCGUCUGGACCAAGCUCGUCUUCCAGCAGCGCGUGCUGGAGCUCGGCUACAACUUCCUCUUCACGGCAAGAUCAUUCUUCACCAAGACUCGCAAUUUCUUCGAUAAUUAUCUUUAA